AUGAGCGCUUACAAUUACGUAAUAACAGCAAAGCCUGCUACAGCUGUACAUGAUGCAGUCAAAGGUUACUUCCUUAGCUCAUACGUACAAAAUCUUAUUAUAAGCAAGGGAACAUGCAUUGAGAUAUACAGCUUAGACGGUUUACACUUGAAACACAAGCACGAUUUCAGCUUGUACGGUCGCAUUAGAGCCAUGGAGAUAUGUAGUCUUCCGGAAAAACCUCAGGGUAUUCUUUUUGUGCUGACUGAAUCACAUGAGUACGUGAUCCUGUAUUACGAUGCCGAACAUAACUCUGUAGAUACAUACGCCAAAGGAGUGAUACAACAUAAAUUCGUCCGUAAAACGAACUUUGGGCCAAUGACUAGUAUCGACCAGAGUGGAAAGAUUGUUAUUACUAGUAUUUUUGGAGGAGUCAUAAGUGUUCUGUCGUUAAUGGAUGCAAGAAUCUCUGUGUUAAAUUCCGUAAAAGGAAAGGCGAAAGACACCGGGAGACCCAAUACCCCCGUAUUCUUCAAUUUACGUAUUCCAGAAAAUGAAAUUAUCUCACUUACCACCGUGUGCGCCAACGACGCCCUAAGAUUUGUGGUUUUGUACUCUGAUGAAAACGAAAGACGACACAUUAAGACAUACGAUAUAAACAUAGCAACAAAGGCUUUGGUAACGAAGAGCCAGUUUCAUGCAAGCGUAGAAGAUCACGAUCAGAUUGUUGUUUCAGUCCCGGAACCAUACAAAGGUGUUUUGGUUAUCGGUGAAUUGACAAUAUCAUAUUAUGAUCUCGAGGGAAGCUCUAAAACCAUUAGCGUUCCGGCAAUGGAUGUCAAAGGGUACGGGAUGGUUAACACACAUGGACCUAAUGUGCAGUUCUUGAUUGGAGACUCUACGGGAAUGUUACAUAUGCUUACUCUGGUACCCGUGUCAAAAGUGAUCCCAGAAUUGAUAUUUGAGAAUAUUGGGCAGACGCAUGUCCCAUCAUCAAUCGUCAGUUUGGGAGGCGGGAUUGUGUAUCUGGGAUCCCCAGAAGGAGAUUCGUGCUUGAUAAAACUUUCAAAGAAUGCAUACAACGUGUCUAGUUUCGAUGUUAUUGAAGAAUAUCCAAGUCUUGCACCGAUAACGGACUUUUGUUUGUUUGACCUUGAUAAACAAGGCAUGAAAACCAUGGUUUGUUGCUCUGGUGUAGAAAAUGAUGGUAGUUUAAGAAUGGUCCGAGGUGGCAUUGGAUUCUCAAAGGAAUUUGCGGUUCCAAUGAAAGGAGUAACCAAAAUUUGGCCUCUUUUAUCUAGAAAUAAUAAGUGGCAAGAUGGUCUUGUAAUAUCGCUUUUGAAUUCCUCUCGACUUGUACAAUAUAAUUAUGAAACGAUGACUACGGCAGAAGUGUCCAAUUUCCCGAAUUUCUGCUACGAUGAACGAACGUUGUCCACCGCAAUUACAAAACAAGGAAGCCUUAUCCAAGUUACUCCUUCUUGGGUUCGGUUAAUGCCAUAUUCUCACGGCUGUAAGCAAUUCAGUAAAUGGUCUCCGCCUAGUAUAGGUUCUCGGAUUGAUGUUGCCUACACAACUUCGAGUGUCUGUAUUUUAUCAUAUGAAAUAGGAGUUCUGGCAUUAUUGAGUGCUAACGAUCUGACACUUUCUAUAAAAAGGGAAAGGAAAUUCGAUGAUGAAAUAUCAUGUAUCUAUGUCAGUCCUGAAGUACCUAAUAAUUCAGGACCUGUUUUUGUGGCAAUUGGCCUAUGGGGAGGUCAGGAUGUCAAACUCUUGAAUAUUUCAGAUUUUUCGACGGUAUGGGAGAACAAGAUUGAAGCUGAUGCUGUGCCUAGAGAUGUGCGCUACACUAAACUUGGAGAACAUGAUUACUUUUUCGUUGGUUUGGACGAUGGAAGAAUGGUUUAUUUUUGCUCAAAAGAUGGCAUGAAAACUCAAAGAGAAGUCUCUAUUGGAAUUGGAAAAAUACAAUUCCAUUCUUUUGAAAUCAAUGGGGAAAACGCUAUAUUCGUUGCUUCUGAUAGACCCACGAUAAUUACCAGCUCUCAUGGAAGACUAGUAUAUUCUUCUGUCAAUGCCGAGGAAAUCUUUGGGUUCUGCACAUACUAUUCCCCAGACAAAGAGAAAUAUAAUUUGCUUGCAACUUCUACUGAGCUUAUGUUUGGGUCGAUUGACACCAAACGAAGCCUUCACGCAAUCAAAUUCCCACUAGACAAACGAAUGAGUCGCAGAAUAGCUUACCAUGAAGAUUCAAAAACAAUUGCCGUUGCAACUGUACAAACAAAAUUAAGAAAUGAGGUUAAUUUUAGCAAAGGAUGGCUACAGAUCUUUGAUGCAUACACUCUUAAAUGUGUUGAUACAAUUGAUCUUUUGGAAAACGAGUUGAUCGAAAGUUUGUUGUCUACAAAAGUAGAGGGAUAUGAUAUGUCUUUUCUUUUUGUGGGAACGGCUAUCCUUGAAGAAGAUGACUCGGAUCCAGAAAAUGGCCGCAUUUUAGUAUACAAAGUCUGUGAUCGACACACAUAUAGUUUAGUAGAUGCGGUUAAAGUUCCGGGUGUGGUGUAUGACAUUCAACCGAUCAAGGGCAGCAUUGUUGCUUCUGUUGUAGGAACUAUAUAUUACAUGUCUCACUUCAAUCCUGACGCGAAUUUGGGAGAACGAUUUACUAUGGUUCCUAAACUUGAUGUUAGCAACACCAUCCUAGCAAUUGACACAGACGACGACAGGAUUUUGACUGGUGAUUUGAUGCACUCGAUGGCCUUAUUGAAGAUGGAAGACUCGUCUGAAACCACACAACUGGAAAAGGUGGCCCGAGACUUCAACUCGAGCUGGAUGACGACCGUUAAGAUCCUAAGAGACGAUUCAUACAUUGGGGCCGACGCACUCUUGAAUCUGUUUACAUUAAAGCCGUCGAAACAGACGGAGGAUUGUGCAUUAGAGCGAAUGGAGGUGAUUGGAGAAUAUCAGCUUGGGGACUUGGUGAACAGGUUCCGAAGUGGAACACUCUCUGAAAAGAGUAGAGAAAAGCAAGAUGUUGUGAUUGAUCGAAACACAUUCCUAUAUGCCACGGUCAAUGGUGCGAUUGGAUCGAUAUCGAGCAUUUCGGUGAACGAAUACGAGCUUCUUUUGAAGAUACAACAACAACUGGAGACGCUUCCGUCGAUUGGAAGUCUGGAACACCGAAGAUGGCGAUCGUUUAAUAACGGUACUCGUACAGGUGAACCACGAGGAUUUAUUGAUGGAGACCUGAUCGAAACCUUCCUCCACCUCCCUAAAGAAAAAAGAAAUCGGGUAUACAAAUCCAUUGAUAAUCUUAACACCCCGUUGUCUGAUAUCAUUCAGCUUAUUGAGAGUCUAUCUGAUGUUCGUUAG
Phycomyces blakesleeanus NRRL 1555(-) is the source of this 3351-nucleotide messenger RNA. RefSeq lists its product as hypothetical. Lineage: Eukaryota; Fungi; Mucoromycota; Mucoromycetes; Mucorales; Phycomycetaceae. The coding region runs from base 1 to 3351 and encodes 1116 amino acids. Gene Ontology annotation, cellular component: nucleus; site of double-strand break. The transcript has 12 exons. Gene Ontology annotation, molecular function: nucleic acid binding; protein binding. Gene Ontology annotation, biological process: DNA repair; proteasome-mediated ubiquitin-dependent protein catabolic process. The record is from RefSeq and is a predicted model, not a curated record.